Molecule: messenger RNA, 3749 nt
Organism: Dendronephthya gigantea
Lineage: Eukaryota; Metazoa; Cnidaria; Anthozoa; Malacalcyonacea; Nephtheidae
Product: receptor-type guanylate cyclase Gyc76C-like
Exons: 22
Coding region: 235-3636 (1133 amino acids)
Biological process (GO): cGMP biosynthetic process; protein phosphorylation; receptor guanylyl cyclase signaling pathway
Molecular function (GO): guanylate cyclase activity; ATP binding; peptide receptor activity
Source: RefSeq, a predicted model, not a curated record
CAAAAGAAAACGUCGCGAGGAAACGUUUUCUACCUGAAUCAUUUUGUCCUGAAUGAAAGAUUUCGCCGGAACACUGCAGUGAAACGCAAGUUAUUUUAUUACACAUAGGCUCCUAUCGAAGUGCUGAAAUAUUCAAACGAACAGGUGGCAGAGCGACAACGAAACGGAGCUUUAAUUGCAUAUUUUUGCUCGGAGAAGUAAAGAAAAACAUUUCUAAAGAAAAGGCUCGAAGCAAUGUUGACAAUUCGCUGGAUUUCUGCAUCGGUUUUUUUCCUAGUCUUACUUUCGUCACGUUUCGAGGCUAGCAGCUCCGCCAAUAAUAUAACUCUGGGGAUUUUGCUACCUUUCAAAACACACGGUGUGUUUACCAAAGAUAAUCUUCCACAGGCGAAGUAUUACGCCGGAAUUAUACCGUAUGCAAUUGACAUUAUAAAUAAAGACCCACAUUUGCUGCCAAAUUACACUCUUCGCUAUAUCUGGAAUGAAACGGAGUGUGAUACCGAAAAAGCUUUGAAAGGCAUGGUUCAGCAAUGGACGAGAAAAGUUGAUGCAUUUAUAGGCCUUGGAUGUUUUUGCGAAGUUCCAGCAAGGGUCGCAAGUGCGCUGGAAUUACCUGUAAUUUCCCAUCUUUGCAAGUCGGUUGAAGUCUCUAACAAAACCGUCUACAAGACGUUUGCUCGAACGAUCCUCGACCCAGGCCAGAUAGUGUUCGAAGUCGUGAAAAUUUGUAAAAGAUACAAUUGGAAGAUUGUUGGUAUAAUUUGGGAAGAUAUUCCUCUUUGGAAGGAACGCAAAGAUAAGCUCGUGAAAACGCUGGAGAAGAGUUCGAUUAACAUUUCCAUCGCGUCUUCGUUCAUGAGCAUUAACAAAUACAUACGGAGAAAGAAUAAGGAUAAUUUCACGAGCCUUUUGAGAAAUCUGAAAAGAAAGGCGAGAAUUAUACUUCUAAUGAUGGAUCACGCGCUUGCAGUGGAAGCACUGACUCUUGCUGCCGCCGUAGGAAUGAAUCAAGGAGAUUUCGCUUUCAUUCUCUUUCGAAUUGAUUUAGAAAACUUAAGGCGAGCAGCACGAUUUCCAAAAAGUCUGCAUGCAUUCAAGACCCGCUUUAACUACGGAAAAGACCUCACUGAGGGAGCAGUUAAAUCGUUUCAUAAUGCUUUGACCAUAUCGCUCAUUGUUGAAGAUGAUGGUUUGAUAUCAAAUGGUUCGGUGUUGAAGACCAUUGCCAACCUGACACAAUUACCUCCGUUUAAUAGCGACAAAGAGCAUGCCAACAGUUUUAAAAAAUAUCUCCCGGAGUACGCUGGGUAUCUUUAUGACGCAAUUUAUCAAUACGCUAUCGCCGUCAAUAAAACGUUGUCGGAUAAUAGAGAUAUAAGAAAUGGCACGAUGAUCGUACAGCAUUUGAUUGGAACAGAAUACCGAAGUGCAUUGGGCUGUAAAGCAUUCUUUGAUGAAAAUGCAGAUGCUCUCUUUUGGGAGUACAUAUUGUAUGAUUUUAGAGGAAAUAGAACAGCUCCUCGCUACCAUAAAGUGGGGACGUUCGACAUCAAGAGAAAUUUAAGCGUUACAGACGAUAUUUUAUGGUUAAAAGGAAUUCCUAGGGAUUCACCAAAAUGCGGAUUUAAUGACGAACUUUGUGGAAGCGACUCAAAGGACUACACGUUCCUUAUUUUGGGUGUUUUUAUGGGUUUUUUGGUAAUAGCCGUUAUAGCUCUUGUCAUGUCAUUGUACAGGAAAUAUAAACUAGAGGCAGAGCUAGCUGAUGACUUGUGGAAAAUUGAUUCGAAAGAGAUAGUUUUAUCAAAUCGAGCUAGGUCGUCAUUCCGCAGUUUGGCUUGCGAUAAGAAAAGUGUCUUCUCCACUGAUAGUAAAGAUGGUGCAAUAUCUUCCUCUCAAGUUGCGGUUUACAAGAGCACCACUGUUGCAGUGCAGAAACUGCAACGGAAGUCAUUGGAAAUAACAAGAGAACUUCGGUUAGAUAUGAAGCAGUUACGAGAUACUCGUCAUGAGAAUUUGGUAAACUUUAUCGGAGCCUGCGUCGCAGUUGACAAAUUGCUGGUUUUGACAUCGUAUUGCUCCAAGGGAAGUCUCCAGGAUAUCUUUGAUAACGAAGACAUAAAAUUGGACAGUAUGUUUAUCCUGUCGCUUGUAAAAGACUUGGUCAGGGGCAUGACGUUUCUCCACGCAAGCGAUAUAAAAGUUCAUGGAAAUCUAAAGUCAUCCAACUGUGUCAUCGACAAUCGCUGGGUCUUAAAAAUCGCGAAUUUUGGACUCAAGAAGCUCAGAGGACAGAAAACAAAAGAGAUGAAGGGCGAUUACAAGUAUUCACUCGAUUUACUAUGGAAAGCUCCAGAAAUAUUGCGAAAUCAGAAGCUGGCUGCUCAUGGGACUCAGAAAGGCGAUGUCUAUAGUUUUGCAAUAAUUUUGCAAGAAAUGCACACAAGGAAUGGGCCUUAUAAUGUAUUUAACUCGUUGGAAGAACCAGAUGAUCUUGUCAAGAAGAUAGAGCGCUUCAGUUCUUAUCCGUUCAGACCCGUUGUUUCCAAGGUGCUCGACAAACUGGAAGUUUUAAAAGAGUUGAUGGUGAACUGUUGGCAGGAAGAUGCUGAACGAAGACCGCCAUUUUAUGAAAUAUACAACAUCGUUCGUCGUUUGAAGUUUGGAAAAACGACAAAUAUUAUCGACAACAUGGUGAACAUGCUCGAGAAAUACGCUAACAAUUUAGAAAGCCUGGUUGAGGAAAGAACGACUCUUCUCGUUGAAGAAAAGAAGAAAACAGACAGACUGUUACACCAAAUGUUGCCACCAUCAGUUGCAAGCGAUCUCAAACAGGGGAAGCCAGUUCCUGCUGAGUCAUUUGAAGAAGUCUCCAUCUUCUUCAGCGACAUUGUUGGUUUCACAAAGUUCUCUGCACAAAUUACCCCAUUACAGGUUGUAAAGUUUUUGAACACACUGUAUACAUUAUUUGAUGAGAUUAUUUGCGCUUAUGACGUCUAUAAGGUGGAAACCAUAGGUGAUGCAUAUAUGGUAGUCUCAGGCCUCCCGAUUCGCAAUGGUCAGCGCCAUGCUGGCGAAAUUGCAGACUUUGCUUUGCACUUGCUAGCGUCGUUGAACGCUUAUCAAGUGCCAGAUUUUCCGGACUAUAAAGUUCAACUACGGAUUGGCCUACACAGCGGUCCUGUGUGCGCAGGCGUAGUAGGCAACAAGAUGCCAAGAUACUGUCUGUUUGGCGACACCGUCAACACUGCCUCGCGAAUGGAAUCGAACGGAGAAGCUCUGAAAGUCCACAUUAGUGACGAUUUUAAAGCCAUCCUAUCGAUUCUCGGCGGUUACAAUAUCGUGGAACGAGGAGAGACCUUAUUGAAGGGAAAGGGACUGGUAACUACGCACUGGCUACUCAGCUCGACACAUCCUCUGCGCUCAGUCCCGGUCGUAAACACCGCUGACCAGAGCUCGCCGUCCACGAAACGACGUACGUAUAAGCAUAAUAAUUGGCGUCGCACAGGCGACUAUGGUAAUCCAGCUGCCGAUGACUUCUUAGCUUCGCCAGAGACAAAACUAAGACGAAAUAACAAAAACUGCUUUGAUGGGACGCUUUAUGAGAAGAGAGUAAUGACCAAGGUUACAAUAUAAAUCAUAGUAUUGCUAUAGAUAUGAAAUAUCUUUUUUUAUCAUAAUCAUGUGAUAUUCAGAGCCCGUUUCUGGACGAAUUUGGAGCCAGUGACACAGUAAACUCCCCCCCCGGG